Dermochelys coriacea (leatherback sea turtle) is the source of this 4208-nucleotide messenger RNA. It is a transcript of the gene UHRF1, whose product is annotated as ubiquitin like with PHD and ring finger domains 1. Bases 756 to 3128 code for a protein of 790 amino acids. The transcript is spliced from 17 exons. Gene Ontology annotation, biological process: negative regulation of gene expression via chromosomal CpG island methylation. The record is from RefSeq and is a predicted model, not a curated record. Gene Ontology annotation, molecular function: protein binding; ubiquitin protein ligase activity. NCBI's taxonomy places the organism in Eukaryota, Metazoa, Chordata, Testudines, Dermochelyidae.
AAAACGUAAGAGGACUGGUUUGCAUUUCAGAGCCUGGCAGAAGGGUGCUGCUACUUUACAAUGGCUUGGUCUGUGCUAGUACCUGGUAGUUCUCAUUUGUGAUAUGCUGUAGCUAAUGCCCAAAAAAGGGACUCCUUCCUCCAGGGGCAGCAGGCAGUGCAGUAAGAGUGGGUGAGUGACCUGUCCUUCUGCCUGUCAGGCUAUAAAAUGCACCCUAAGAAUGUGCCCCGCUAUAAAGGCUAAGGAACGUUGCAAAAUAUAAAGGGAGAGUGGGGGAGCCAGAUUUUGCAUCUUCAGUGGCAGCUCUGGUUGCCUAUUCCACGGGCUGGGCCCUUGCUCCCCCUUCUCUCUGACCCUGUAGAACUGCCUCUUUAAAAAGCCUGGCAGCUGUCUCCUGUUAUUUACAUAACCACGCGAGAUGUUCGUAAGGGGGGGGGGAGGAAACUCCGCGAGACUGAAGAGAGCGUUUCAAUUGUGGCGCGAGAUACAGUUGGCGCGCGGCGCCUGCCCGCGAGGGGGGAGACGGGACGGCCUGGCGCAGCCUAACCGGCUAGGGUGUGGGGAGGGGCGGGCGUUUAGGGCAUGGGCCAAUCGGCGUUGAGGCCGGCCGGCUGCGAGCCAAUAAUUUGGGAGGAGAGGGCGGGCCGGUCGGAGCGGAGGGAGUGUUAGGGUGAGAGGUCUCAUUGAUUCGGUGGCUGAAGACCGAGCGUCGCCCCCGCUGGCUCGGCCCCAACUUGUGGCUGAGAGCCGCCGCCAUGUGGAUCCAGGUGCGCACCAUGGAUGGCAAGGAGACCCACCGGGUGGACUCGCUCUCCAAACUCACCAAGGUGGAAGAACUGCGGCUGAGGAUACAUGAGGUGUUCGGCGACGGCGUGGAACCCGACAGGCAAAGGCUCUUCUACCGGGGCAAACAGAUGGAAGAUGGGCACUCCCUCUUUGACUACAAUGUUGGAUUGAAUGAUAUUGUUCAGCUACUUGUAAGACAGAGCCCUGCUAUGCUUCCUACUGUUAAUAAAGAGAAGGACUUGGAACUCUCAGAUACAGACUCUGGCUGCGGCUCAGGCCAGAGUGAGUCUGAUAAGAACUCCAACAAUGGAGAGGGUGCAAUAGAGUUGGAGUGUCAGCCUAGUACAGUAGCACAGGCUGACUGGGUUGAUCCGGGAUUUGGACUCUAUAAGAUCAACGAGUUUGUAGAUGCUCGGGAUAUGAACAUGGGAGCAUGGUUUGAAGCCCAGAUUGUAAAUGUGACCAGGAAAGAGAAGGCAACAAAUGAAUCAAGUGAUAGUGAUACAGAGUCUGAACUGCAAUCAACUGCUGCUGAAGAAGAUAUCCUAUAUCAUGUGAAAUAUGAAGACUACCCAGAGAAUGGAGUUGUAGAGCUGAGUUCAAAAGAUGUACGUACUCGUGCACGGACUGUUUUGGAGUGGCACCAACUAGAAGUAGGGCAAGUGGUGAUGGUCAACUAUAAUCCUGAUGAACCAAAAGAGAGAGGUUUUUGGUAUGAUGCAGAGAUUCUGCGAAAACGAGAAACCAGAAUGAACAAGGAGAUGUAUGCAAAGAUACUGCUUGGGGAUGCUGGUGAUUCCUUGAAUGACUGCAGAAUUAUUUUUGUGGAUGAAAUUUACAAAAUUGAAGAACCUGGUAGUGUUAGUCCAGCUAGCACCAGCCCAUUAAAAAGGCAGAGUGGACCAGUAUGUAAACAUUGUAAAGACAACCCAAACAAGACCUGCAGGAUGUGUGCUUGUCAUGUGUGUGGAGGUAAACAGGAUCCAGAUAAACAGCUAAUGUGUGAUGAGUGUGACAUGGCUUUCCACAUCUAUUGCCUCAACCCUCCCCUCAGUAGCAUACCAGAUGAUGAGGACUGGUAUUGCCCUGAAUGUCGGAAUGAUGCAAGUGAAGUGGUUUUAGCGGGAGAGAAGUUAAAAGAAAGUAAAAAGAAGGCAAAGAUGGCAUCUGCUAAUUCAUCCUCUCAGAGAGACUGGGGCAAGGGUAUGGCAUGUGUGGGUCGCACGAGGGAAUGUACCAUUGUCCCCUCUAACCACUAUGGACCAAUUCCUGGGGUUCCAGUUGGCACCAUGUGGAAAUUCAGAGUCCAGGUGAGUGAAUCUGGUGUUCACAGGCCCCAUGUAGCAGGUAUACAUGGCAGGAGCAAUGAUGGUGCUUACUCCCUCGUCCUGGCAGGAGGUUAUGAAGACGAUAUAGAUCAUGGAAAUUCUUUCACUUACACGGGGAGUGGAGGUCGUGAUCUUUCUGGAAACAAACGUACGGCGGAACAAUCUUGUGAUCAAAAACUAACCAACAUGAACAGAGCUCUGGCUCUGAACUGCAGUGCCCCUAUCAAUGAUAAAGAUGGAGCAGAGGCCAAGGAUUGGAGAGCUGGGAAGCCAGUCAGGGUGGUGAGGAAUGUAAAGGGAGGCAAACACAGCAAAUAUGCUCCUCGAGAGGGAAACAGAUAUGAUGGAAUAUACAAGGUUGUGAAAUAUUGGCCCGAGACGGGGAAAUCUGGCUUUUUAGUGUGGCGUUACCUACUUAGGAGAGAUGAUGAGGAGCCUGCCCCCUGGACCAAGGAAGGGAAGGACAGGAUGAAAAAGCUUGGCCUAACAAUGCAGUAUCCUGAAGGGUAUUUGGAAGCUGUUGCAAACAAAGAUAAGGAGAAAGAAAAUAAGAGAGGUGAUGAAGAGUGUGAAACACCAGGGAAGGGAAAGAGGAAAAGGAAAUCAGCAGGUGAUGAGAUAAAGCUCCCCACCUCUCCUAGAGGGACUCCAAAGAAGACUAAAGUUGAGCCGUACAAGCUGACAUCCCAGCAAAAGGCCCUUAUUAAAGAUGAUGAAUCCAACGAAAAACUAUGGAAUGAAGUACUAGAAGCUCUCAAGGAUGGACCGAAAUUCCUGAAUAAAGUGGAAGAAACCUUCCUGUGUAUUUGCUGUCAGGAGGUGGUAUUUCGGCCAGUCACAACAGUGUGCCAGCAUAACGUGUGCAAGGAUUGUUUGGAUCGAUCCUUCAGAGCAGACGUGUAUAGUUGUCCAGCUUGUCGCUAUGAUCUUGGCAAAAACUAUACUAUGCAGGUGAACGAAACGCUGCAGGCCCUCCUAACUCAGCUCUUCCCUGGUUAUGGCAAUGGACGGUGAUUCUGUAAAGCACUUCUAACUUCCUUUUGUUUAAACUUGUUAUUGGGUUUUCAGUGGGCUUAAUUUAAAGAAAUAGUCUCCCUUCCUGAAAAAAGUUUUAAGUCUUCCUUGUUAUAAAAUCUAUAAACUUUGCGAAAUCUUUUGUAUGUUUGUGGGUAUUUUAUUUUUGUUUAAAUGUUGGAUUUUGCGUUCCUUUUCCCCCUGAAACCUGCCGUUCAUCAGCACAGGUUUUUUUUUUUUAAAUGGAUUACAAACUGCUUCCGGUAAGGCUGCUAAAGUUCAUGACACAGUUCUCAAUGUUCCCUUUAUUUUUCUUUUAUUCAGAAAAUGGCUUAUUUGCUUAGAACAAUCUUUAUGAAGUCUAUGGAUUUGGCCAUAAAAGUAGAUCUGGGUAUCUCCAAGGCAGCAUUUUGAUGCUCCAGUUGUACAAGAUGGUUCCUGGCAUAUGACCUGUGACCCAGGUUGUUUUGUGGUAACCUUUUUUCCCCCUUGUGCUUGUAUCAAAUUUUAUUAAAAGCCAUUCCCCACCAGUUUUGUCCACAAAAAGCCUUCAUGCAUUAGCCAAGUAGUUGGGGCAAUAAGAACUACUACCUCAGUUGGACUUGUCUCUUACUUAGGGAACUAUUUGUUCAGCCAGGUGCUGUCUUCUAUCCAGAAUGCCAUAGUAGAACAUACUAAAGCCAUUUUUAAGUGCCUUUGGUCCUUUAUGGGAAAGACAGGGGUCUGAAUUGCCAAUUUUUUUAAAGCACUGUAAUGUUUAAAUUGCCAGCCGGAUUUCUUUUGGGUAAAAGUAACACUGUAGCUGUAUGUCAUUAGUGUGGAGUUGCAAAUUUUAAGGUUUUUUUCCUGAUGCUAGAUGUAUUAUCGUAACAUGCAUUUACUUUUUCACUGCAUUUCUAUCUGGAAAUGAAGAAUAAGUUUUUGAAUAAUUGUAAUUAAACAUCUUAUGAUGAUUGUACAUGAGACCAGGAAACCUUAAUUUUGUGAACAGAAUGUCUUUUCCUAACAGUACCAAAGUUAGCAGUUUAAUACCUCAACAUACCAGGGACUUUUUUUAAUUACACUUUACUGCACACAGAC